UAUUCAUCGGGACAAUGCUGCCUCUACAUUCUGUGUGUGCUUUGCUUCUGUUGGCACCACUGUAUUCUUCAGCUGAAGAUGACCCAACACAACCUCAGCGAAAUCCCUGUGCCAACUGGAUGGGUGGAGCACCUGGUUAUCCUGGACACAAUGGAAUGCCAGGGAGGGAUGGCAAAGAAGGGAAGGAUGGAGAAAAGGGCGAAAGAGGACAGACAGGUGUUCCUGGGCAAAAAGGAGAAGCUGGUGAGCACGGACCCCCAGGACCUGAGGGCCCACGGGGAUUCCCAGGAGCCCGAGGAGAGAUGGGGGAGAGCCCAUUCUUACAACGCUCAGCCUUUAGUAUGGGACUAACUGGCAGAGGUCCCACCCCAAAUGUUCCUAUCCGCUUCGCCAAAGUCUUUUACAAUGAGCAACGCCAUUAUGAUGAGAGCACAGGCAAGUUCAGCUGCCAUGUUAAGGGCCUUUACUUGUUCACCUAUCAUCUGACUGUUUAUAUCAAGGAUGUCAAGGUUGGGCUUUACAAGAAUAACAAGCCUGUCAUGUUCACCUUUGACCAGUUUCAGUCCAACAAUGUAGACCAGGCUUCUGGCUCCAUCCUAUUGCACCUGGAUGUUGGAGAUGAGGUUUGGCUGCAGGUUUAUGGAGAUGAUUUUGGAGGCAUCUAUGGAGAUAAUCUCAAUGACUCUACUUUCUCAGGAAUCCUGCUGUAUCCAAGCCAGACCUCCAACUGAUUCUCCUCUAGUGUUAUAUGACCAUGGGUCUUUUUUUGUCAGCAUGAACUGAUUGUAAAGUCUCAGAUGUCCUAGAACUAUCACAGAAUUACAAAGGCAAAUUGCUCUAAA
Molecule: messenger RNA, 842 nt
Organism: Rana temporaria (common frog)
Lineage: Eukaryota; Metazoa; Chordata; Amphibia; Anura; Ranidae
Gene: ADIPOQ
Product: adiponectin, C1Q and collagen domain containing
Exons: 3
Coding region: 15-731 (238 amino acids)
Molecular function (GO): protein binding
Source: RefSeq, a predicted model, not a curated record